Cooperia oncophora is the source of this 894-nucleotide messenger RNA. The record is from the annotation of a GenBank genome assembly. Lineage: Eukaryota; Metazoa; Nematoda; Chromadorea; Rhabditida; Trichostrongylidae.
AUGCGACUAGCUCUUGUCCUCUGCAGUCUUCUCCCGUUCAUACUUGCCGCUCCCUUUUCGAACGACGCAACAUACACCGAUGCGGUUGCUCGUUCAAAAAUGCUGCCAUUGGCAGCGGCAGCCUACAGCAAGUCGCCACAAACGUGCCUUACGAACCGUUUCACGAAAGCCACGCUGAAUCCGAGUGUUAAGUUGAAACGCCAAUUGACUGUGAAGUGUGGCCCAGCUGGCAAGGAGGACAAGUGCUCUGGAUUCAGCGCUGUUCUUGAAGGCGAUCAAGCGAUCGUUCUCAGUUUCAGGGGCACUGACACGUUCCUUCAGCUUGUCGUUGAAUCCGAUCAAAGUGUCUUCAGCGCCCAGGUCUCAUGGAUCGCUGGCGGAAAAGUGUCCAAAUACUUCAACGACGCUUUCAUGGACUUGUGGAACGGUGGAAUGAAGGAUGAUUUCAACACACUCAGAUCGAAAUAUCCGUCGUACAAAGUUUGGGUGACGGGUCAUUCUCUUGGAGGAGCGAUGGCCACAUUGGCAGCCUCCUAUGUUGUUGGAGCUAAGCUCGUCCCAGCUGCCAACGUCGAAUUGGUCACAUUUGGUCAGCCACGAACUGGUAACAAGGACUUCGCAGCUGCUCAUGAUAACCAGAACAUGUACAGCUACCGCGUUACGCAUUGGAGAGACGUCGUACCACACGUACCGCCGGAGAAUCUGGAAGGUUAUCGCCAUCACAAAUCUGAGGCUUUCUAUCACAACGACAAGAGCGGUGCGUCUUUCAAAGUAUGCGACGCUGAUGAGGACAAGGGCUGCAGCGAUGGACUGGACAUCACUACAUCGAUUCCUGAUCAUCUUCACUACUUCGAUGUUGACGUCAGCGCAUACGGCGACAAGGGUUGUAAAUAG